AUGAACAACUGUCGCGAAGGAGCAAUACUGUAUUGUCAAUUUCGCCUGUCGGAUACCGCCAAUGCUCUCGUCGACGGAGAGAUAAAGCCACUGAGGGAAAAACGGAGAUGUUCGCUCCGAAGAACGAAGCUGACAGGAUCGGGCUCCUGCGUAAACGGGGGAGAAGGGGCAAGGUCGGAUGCUCGGAAACUUGUUCGAAGCGUCGUGCGGACACUGGCUGAAGGUCAUCAGAUCGGGGCAGAUCGCCUUUCGGUGGUGACCGAGAUAGAGUGCUCCAGCGUUGUAGAUUGCAGAUGUCGACCUCUCAAGUUUCAAGAUCGGGGUCAUUGCCAUGUCGUUGCUGUUCUGCGUUGCAAGAUUGCCACGAGUCCGUCCAGCAGCAACUCUCGCCCAGAGACCGGACGCUCCAAGCGUUGCAUCCACCGGUGCAUCACAUUACCAUCGUACCUUCGUCACUCCUUCCCCAAACCCGUCUGCCCCGUACCGACCGUCUGA
Pseudozyma hubeiensis SY62 is the source of this 495-nucleotide messenger RNA. RefSeq lists its product as hypothetical. NCBI's taxonomy places the organism in Eukaryota, Fungi, Basidiomycota, Ustilaginomycetes, Ustilaginales, Ustilaginaceae. The transcript is spliced from 2 exons. Bases 1 to 495 code for a protein of 164 amino acids. The record is from RefSeq and is a predicted model, not a curated record.